CUAGCAAACUUGACAAAAAUGCCGCACAUCCCAGCCGAAAAGUGUGCAAAGCCCAUACUUGACAAAAUACGCUUGUGCACUGAUCUUUUGAAUUAUGAAAGGUACAUCAAGGACUGCGCUCCGGGUGCUCCCAUGUGCCUCAAGCCAGUUCCCGAUCCGCUCGCUGGACUUCCCCGUUCCAGUGUGGACGCCCAAUGCCUGCGCCGCUCCCUCGUGCCCAUCGUGUUCAUCAUUGGCGGCCCCGGGUCCGGCAAGGGCGUGCAGAGCGACCUCAUCGCCAAACGGUUCGGGCUCACGCACCUCUCCGUCGGCGACCUGGUGCGCCAGGAGAUCCGGGCAGGCUCCGGCGUGGGCCGAUUCGUCGCCCCCAUCGUGGAGGCCGGCGAGGAGGUGCCCAAGGAGGUCAUCCUGGAGCUGCUCAAGCAGGCCAUGCUGUCGCGAUUGAAGACGUCUCUUGGUUUUCUCAUCGACGGCUUCCCUCGGGACGAGGCGCAGGCCGUGGCCUUCGAGGAGGAGGUGGCGCGGGCGCACCUGGUCAUCUACCUGGCGGCGAGGGACAGCACGCUGGCUCGGCGGCUGGCGGGCCGCGGCCGCGAGGACGCCGACGAGGACGUGGCGGCCGAGCGGCUGCGCGUGUUCCACCGCCACACCGAGGUGCUCAAGCGGGCCUUCGGGCGGCGUUGCAAAGUGGUGAGCGCGGAGGGCGAGCCGCUGGCCGUCUUCGCCAUCAUCACGGGCCACUUGUGCAGCAUGGCCAACGAGUGGGGCUUCCGCACGGCCUACGAGCACUGCCCCAAGGGCUACGUGCCGCUGCACCGCCUGCAGCGCAAGUAG
Molecule: messenger RNA, 834 nt
Organism: Thrips palmi
Lineage: Eukaryota; Metazoa; Arthropoda; Insecta; Thysanoptera; Thripidae
Product: adenylate kinase isoenzyme 1-like
Exons: 7
Coding region: 19-834 (271 amino acids)
Biological process (GO): nucleoside triphosphate biosynthetic process
Cellular component (GO): cytosol; cytoplasm
Molecular function (GO): ATP binding; AMP kinase activity
Source: RefSeq, a predicted model, not a curated record